Olea europaea var. sylvestris is the source of this 2364-nucleotide messenger RNA. Its product is annotated as protein SCAI-like. Gene Ontology annotation, cellular component: nucleus. The record is from RefSeq and is a predicted model, not a curated record. The transcript has 10 exons. Gene Ontology annotation, biological process: DNA-templated transcription. Lineage: Eukaryota; Viridiplantae; Streptophyta; Magnoliopsida; Lamiales; Oleaceae. The coding region runs from base 166 to 1989 and encodes 607 amino acids. Gene Ontology annotation, molecular function: transcription corepressor activity.
UUCUUUUGGCUAAACUCUUGCAUUUUUCUUAACCCCAUUUCUCUUCCCCCAUGAAAAUUUCAACCCUUCACUCCUACCGUAUUUAGCUUCUAGCGUGAAGAAAAAAUGGUGUUCUAAGUUAGAGUUUGCCAAAUAAAGAAUCAAAUACUAGAAAAAGAAACACAAAUGUCGCUGAAUCAGUCCAAUAUUAGUAACAGCACCAAUACUAAUGUUUCGGUGAUCGAAUUGUACUGGAAUUUAGUGGCGAAGGCAGACAAGAAAUUCUCGAAGAUUCGUGAUUUGCCCUACUAUCAACGCACCCGAUAUGAUACGUACUUUUACAAAGUUUUCAAGGUCUACACCCAGUUAUGGAAGUUUCAACAAGAGAAUAGGCAAAAGCUGGUCGAGGCAGGGUUGAAGAGAUGGGAGAUUGGGGAAAUUGCAUCUCGGAUUGGUCAGCUUUAUUUUGGGCAGUACAUGAGGACAAGUGAGGCAAGCUAUUUGUCUGAAUCAUAUAUAUUCUACGAGGCAAUACUGACAAGGGAGUAUUUCAAAGAAGGCUUGUAUCAGGAUAUCAAUCUUGCGAGCAAGCAGUUGAGGUUUCUUGCUCGGUUUUUGACAGUCUGUUUGGUGUUUAAUCGGCGAGAAGUGGUGUAUCAGCUGGUGAAUCAGCUGAAGAUGUUGCUUGACGAGUGCAAGAGGACAUUCCAGGAAACUGACUUCAAAGAGUGGAAGCUGGUAAUUCAGGAAAUAGUAAAAUUUCUAAAAGCUGACACAGCUUUUAUGAACAUCAGGCCUUUGAGAUAUAGUGUUGUAUUGGAUCUUCAACCAAAUAGUCUCCCACAUGUGGACGCACCAAGAAAGCUUAAACUAAGAGAUGCAUUGUUAUGCAGUUAUCAUCCUAAUGAGGUCAAGUUUUCAGAACUCACCCUUGAUACUUUCAGAAUGCUACAAUGCUUGGAGUGGGAACCCAGUGGUUUAUUUUACCAGACAAACAUGGAUGCAUCAAGUGACAAUGUAACAAAUGCUAGUCAAAAUGGGACUCCGGGGUCCAAUCGUGUAAAUCAAGAUAUAACGGAUCCUACUUUGGCGCCUAACCCUCGAAAAGCCGUCUUAUAUCGUCCAUCUGUUACCCAUUUCAUGGCUGUUUUAGGGACAGUGUGUGAGGAGCUCGCUCCUGAUGGAAUUCUCCUAAUAUAUCUAUCAGCUUCAGGAAGAAGUGCACAUACUCUGUCGUCUCCAUCUCGUGUUGCGCAUUCUAUUGGCUCUGGCUUUCAAUUCCAUUCCAUCAACUCUGAAUCUACCUCUGCACAUCCGACUAGCUUUGGCGGUGAUAGUGCUGAUCUUCAUUCUGGUCAGAUUGCUGACUGCUUACAUAUAGGGGCUCGUGGAAAUGGAGGCAUGAACUGCAUAUAUCCCUGUGACUUAUUGCCCUUCACAAGAAGGCCUCUUUUUCUAAUAAUUGACAGCGACAGUAGUCAAGCAUUCAAGGCUAUUAGUGGCACAGAAAAAGGAGAACGAAUUGCCAUGCUCCUAUCUCCAGCCACAUCAAUGCCUAUUCCUGCUAUAGACUCCACUCGUCAGCCUAGUGGAAGCUCAUUCACCAGUUUUCUCACAGCUCCUUUACAGUCUUUCAUUCUUUUGCUUGGAUUUAGUGGCUCUGAUGUUGAGACGGACAUGUACAAUAAGGCUGAGAAGCUGCUUUACUCAUCAUUAAAUCAAUGGGGGUUGUCAUUAGCUUCAUCUGACAAUCUUGAUCCUGUUUGGGCUCAAAUUUUGAGUGAUCCAUUUCUACGGCGACUACUUUUAAGAUUUGUAUUUUGUCGGGCUGUACUGUCCUUGUAUGUUCCAUCUUCCGGCAGGAUAGAAUUUCUUCCCGAGUGUGUACCUUGUCUUCCAGACGAUGUGUCACCAACAAGUGCCAAAUGUCAAGCAUCAGUUUCGCAGUUAGCUGACAUCAUUGGUGCAAGAGAUAAGUUCAUAUUUUCACAAGAAACCCGUACUUCCUGACGACUAGCACACUAAGAAGUUCCAUCCUAUUGUUAUCCGGAUUCAUUUAAAUAGAUUAAACAAUGUAAAGAUUGUGAGAAAUGUCGCUUCCGUUUGAUUAUUUAUCUGAUUUUAGUGUUUUAAUAUUUGUUAGAGGAUAUGGUUUGAGAUGGCUUUUGACAAAUGCCAAUGGAAAAAUGUGUUUGGGUAUGGUUAUGAUUAUCAGAUAACUAUAGUGAACAGAGGGAUAGCAAGGAGAUACUUAUACAGAACUUCACACCGAAGACUAGAAAUGUCUACUGAAUAAUGCUAUUCAUUAGUUGUGUUGAUCAUCGGCAUCUAUUGUAGCAGUGAGGCGUAAACAAUGCUGAUGAAUAGCAAUAAUCAUUUUUAUUA